ACAAAAGAAAUUCCCUAAACGAUUCAAAUUUGACAGUAGUUAAAAAUAAAUUGGUUUCGUUUACCUACAUUAUUGAAAAUAAAAUGUUGCUACCCAAUAAUAUUUCUUCGACUCGUAAAGAAAAGUUACGAACUACAUAAAUGAAAACAUAAGUUCGCGAGGUUUUUCGACAACGAAGGAAAGCAUUGCGUUACAUGUCACGCUGUACUAUUCGAGCAUGUGGCAAUAUUAAAACUCAGCUGAUGUGUGUUUGCGUUGACUGGUCAUUCAUACAUUGGCGAUUACUUGGCCGAGAAACCAACAAUAUAUAAUUUAUUCGUCGCUCUAAACAGGGUAAAGCCUCACUACUCAGAACUCUGGAGGACAAGCAAGAGGCGCUUAAAAUAUGCCAUGCCAAGGAUUUCGACUGUCGUUGUCUUCCGGGCGACUUUUGCAUUGGUUUUGUUCAUUUUGAUGGGACAGAUUUUAUUGUUUGCACUGACACGCUGCAAAGGACUAGGAGAUGAAGAUCUGAACGCGAAAAAUCGUGGGCGACAAGUUGAAAUUCCCACGGAAAAAUUGUCGUCGUUGACGGAAAAAAUUCGACGCCUGAAUCUCGAUGUUCAAAAUCUGAAAGAGGAGAAUAACGCUUUAAGUGGUGUCAUUCGCGAUUUAACCACACGUAACAAAGACAUUUCAAAGCGUUUAAAGCGGCUUAGAAAUGCGGAGAAAAUCACCAUCGCUCAAGAACUCAGCCGUGAAAAAAGCCGAAAGACGACAGGAGAAUUUUUGAGAGGUCAACCGUUAAGAAAUGAGUUUGAGGUUGUUCCGUUCGACGGCGUCGCGUACAAUGCGAUUUAUCAGAUUUAUCACGGUCUCUCGGGUAAUCCUGCCGAAAGACCGCAUGGACAUAAAGGUAAAGAUUACCAAGAGGUUAUGAAGAUUGCCGUUGAUGCUCUUAAAAACUACGAGGGCAGGAAAAUGGAGAUCACAGCGAGAGAUCUUGUGGAUGGAAUAAUGCGGGUCGAUCGCAUUAUCGGUUCCCAGUACGAUUUUUAUUUCAGAUCAACAAACAACAAAGUUUUUCACCGAGUCAAAAUUGAACGUCCAUUCGGUCCUUUGAACCUUGCAGGCAGCAUUGAGACAAUUGACACAAACAACGAGCUCAUAAACUUGAUUUUGCCGCUAUCGGGUCGGCUGGAUAAAUUUAAAGCCUUCCUGGACAAUUUUGUCGAUGUUUGUGUGAGAUGGGACAAAUCGGUUUUUCUCACAAUCGUUUUCUUUGGUCAGGAUGGUAAAAAAGAAUUGCAAACCAUGAUGGCGAACGUCUCCAAAGCAGAGAAUUUCACAGAUUAUAAACUAAUAUUUACGAAUGAGACAUUUUCUAGAGGCUACGGUCUCCAGCAGGGUGCUAUUUCCUGGGAGAAAGGCAAUGUCCUCAUGUUCUUUUGUGAUGUCGAUGUUAUGUUUACAUCUCAAUUUUUGGAUCGCUGUAGAUUUCACUCUACCCCAGGGUUGAAAGUAUACUACCCAGUCGUGUUUAGUCUUUACAACCCCACUAUAGUGUACGGAGGAUCACCACCUUCAAAUCAGAACCAAUUUCGUAUAAAUCGUGACACUGGUUACUGGAGAGAUUUUGGUUAUGGAAUGACUUGCCAGUACAGAAAUGACUUCAUAAAAAUUGGUGGCUUUGAUCUGUCAAUCAAAGGCUGGGGAAUGGAAGAUGUGAAGUUGUAUCGAAGCUACCUUGCCAGUGACUUGAUUGUUAUUCGGGCAGCAGACAGAGGAAUCUUUCACACAUGGCAUCCAAAGUACUGCAGUCGCAACCUAACCCAGUCACAGUUUUUAUCCUGUAUUAAGAGCAAAGUGAAAUCAGAAGCUUCUCAUUCACAGCUUGGUCUUCUAGCUUUUGGUAUGAAAAUUUUUGAUGAAAAAGAGAUUAACUGGAUUGAAAAACUUAAGGCUUCUAAGGAAAAAAAAAUUAAUUAGAGAAAAAAGUCAGCAACCACUUCUCAAAGAGAACCUUUAUUUAAAAAUUACUGAAAAAUGUAUAAAUUAAUUAAUGCACCAAAAUAAUCAAAGAAAUGACGGGAACUCCUUGCAAUGGUUGAUGCACGUGUAAAUAAUUCCAACACAUGCUGUAUUUAAAAAGUCUCCCUGCACGAAGAUCUGUAUAGAUGACAGUGGUGUAAAUGGAGAAAAUAAUAUGUGAUUCUUCAAGGUCUUAUUUCAUGAAAAUGACACACUUUUUAUUUAACAUAUUUUCUGAGUUUUAUACUGGUGAAAUCCAGAGUAAUCAGAGCUCAACACUAACUUUUCAACUUACUAGCCAAGUGGCUUGUGACAACUUAGGUAUUAGAACAAUUUCAGUUUGU
Stylophora pistillata is the source of this 2354-nucleotide messenger RNA. Its product is annotated as chondroitin sulfate N-acetylgalactosaminyltransferase 2. The record is from RefSeq and is a predicted model, not a curated record. Gene Ontology annotation, molecular function: glucuronosyl-N-acetylgalactosaminyl-proteoglycan 4-beta-N-acetylgalactosaminyltransferase activity. NCBI's taxonomy places the organism in Eukaryota, Metazoa, Cnidaria, Anthozoa, Scleractinia, Pocilloporidae. Gene Ontology annotation, cellular component: Golgi cisterna membrane.